This is a messenger RNA of Nilaparvata lugens (brown planthopper), 2487 nucleotides long. Its product is annotated as small VCP/p97-interacting protein-like. Bases 1325 to 1528 code for a protein of 67 amino acids. Lineage: Eukaryota; Metazoa; Arthropoda; Insecta; Hemiptera; Delphacidae. The transcript has 2 exons. Gene Ontology annotation, biological process: negative regulation of VCP-NPL4-UFD1 AAA ATPase complex assembly; positive regulation of autophagy; negative regulation of retrograde protein transport, ER to cytosol. The record is from RefSeq and is a predicted model, not a curated record. Gene Ontology annotation, cellular component: endoplasmic reticulum membrane.
UAUAAUUUACUGUGAUGGUCAGAGGAGGCUGUGGUUUAUAACUAUGCGAGGUCUAUUGUUGACGGAACCACUAGUUACGGUACAGAAAUAUUGGACUAUGGAGGGAAUUCCUUCUCCUUUUAUAUUAUCCUUGAAAUGCAAAAUUGCAAAAAACCUAUAUACGUCGACACGCAAUUCAAAAAGGAACAUUCCUGUCAAACUUCAUGAAAAUUCAUUGCCGCGUUUUGCCGUAAAUGCGGUACAUACAUAAAGAGAAAUGCAAAUCCAUCGACUCAUUUUUGUGCUAUUGAAAUGACGUCAUCUUUAAAUAAAAGAGCUUGCCAUCCAUAUACAAACCAAUGAUUUAGAUAAAAAAGCAGCCAUUGAGCAGUGCGUUGCCACUGGAAGCGCAUCAGCACAAUGGUCGUUAUAGUUGAACUAGAAAAUCUUCUGACUUGGAGGAUAUGCGGAGCAGAGAAAAAUAGAGAUACAGCUGCCGCAAUGUUGCCGUGCCAAAGCAGAAGGCGUUCUGUAGUCUUGAGUGAAUGUUCAACACUCCAUGAUACGCUUACCUAGUAACCUCUCUGAAAGCACUGAAUCAACUGAUCUUGUUUUGAUAACUUGGCAACCGCGCUUGUCUCUAAGACUCUAUUCAUCACUGUAAUUAUUGGUUGAACUGGUUCUCCAUCUCCCUCCAUAUCUCUGCUCUGCAUAUCCCUCCAAAUCGAAAGUUCUUCUAAUUCAACUAGAAUUUUGUAUGGUGUCUUCUCAUCUCCCUUAACAUCGUUGUUGGGGUGAGUUUCUUUCCUCAAAAUACUCCUGCAGGCUUUCGUAAGGUCUUCCCACGCACGAGAUAACUGAUAAUUCUUUAGUUUGUUCUUGAAUAUGGUGGUGUGAUUCAAGAAUUACAAAAUAAUUUAGAUUAUUUGACUUAGUCGAUCAGUCGACAAAAAACAUCUAUAUGAUCAUCUCAUACUAUUCAUGAGAAGAUUUAUUACCAACAUCAUGGUUCUGCUUUCCUGUUCUGCUUCAAGCGAAGAUAAUAAUUAUAGCAUGAGUUUGUGAAAUGUAGUAUCAAUAGCAAAAAAAGAAGAAAACCAAGAUUACAUCUGAAUAUGAAUCCUGAAUCCUAUUUCAAUAAUACGUUGAGGAAUCAGGCCAAAUUAGAUCUUUCAUAAUUAAAGAUAGAAAUAUAUUAUGAAUAAAGUAAUAUUUAAUAUUCUAGUCCUAGGGACAUAAUAAUGUUCCACAGAUUGCAAAUGAAUAUUUUCAUCAAAUUUGACAAUAACCCUAAAGAUGUGAUAUGAUGUUGAAUAUUGUUGUACAGUUGGUAGUAAUUUAGAUAAUGUUAAUUUUCAAGGAAACGCGGAGAAGGCAGUUGGCAGAAGCUGCUGAUAAACGCCAACAAGAACAGGAGAACAGAGGAAUAAAAGAUCCAGAAAAAGUUAAGCGAAUGAAACAAAGAUCUGAAGAAAUGGAGAGACGGCAAGAAGAGGCAGCUCGCCAUGGUGGCAGUGGGUCAGAACUCAAGUGGCAAGUUACAAGCUGAAUAAAUGAUGCAGUCUCGAUGAUGCUGCAUACUUCUCUACUUCUAGUUUGAAAAUCUAUUGGUUAUCAUUAUAUUUAUAGAAUAGAAUAUGUCCUAUAAUCAUGUGAUAAGCCGAAAUUUUCAAUUGUUAUUCAAGUCAAUGAAACCCUUCAAGAGGCUAGAGAAUUGUCAAGUCAAUUAUUCAAUGUUUAUUAUGUAUAUUGAAGAUUUUAUAUGUACUUAUAUUGUGUAUUGCAAAUCUAGUCAAAAAACUAAUGAGCAAUUCUCUAAUUACAAAAAUAAAUUAUUACAAACAUCUUCACAUUAUUGAUCUUUGAAUUGAUACAUACGUAUGCAAAUCAAUGUUGAUGUAUAUUUUGUAUACUCUUUCGCAAUCGGCUUCGUGUGUGGAAUAAUAAAUAGUAAUUAUAAUAAUUAUUGUUGAUAAUAUGUAAAAGAUAAACUGCCUUAUUUUGAAUAGGUGAGUAUUGAAUGCAGAUCUUAUAAUUAGAUAUAUGCAAUAAUAGUGAGCAUUUAUUAUGUAUUCCUAGGUUAUUUUUGUUUUUUUUUUUUAAAUAAAAAUUAUGUUAUUAUGCUGAUUAUCUGUUUAAUAAUGUGAUUUCAACCAUUUAUUGAAGGUUACAAAUCAAAAUUAUUUUUACAAGUAGUGAGAAUAAUUAUUUAUAUUUCCUUUGUAGCCUAUGUGAAACUUGAUAGCUUAAGUGUAAUUUGAUUGUAUGGUAUGAGAUUUGGUAUUUCUCCAUAAUUGAAAGAAUAAGAUGCUAAGUUGUGAAUGUCUAAUUCUUUCAACUAUUUGAAACAGGCUACUUCAUCAGUUUACCUGAAAGAUCCUCAACUUUUACAGUAAAAUAGAAUAAAAAUAAUAUUGCAAACCCCUCCUGACUCACUUGAAAUAUAAUAUUUUUAAGCUAAUCAUCAUUUUUGUUGAAAUAAUAAAAGUAUACUUCUGUUAAGUUUAA